Molecule: messenger RNA, 2048 nt
Organism: Oreochromis aureus
Lineage: Eukaryota; Metazoa; Chordata; Actinopteri; Cichliformes; Cichlidae
Product: tumor necrosis factor receptor superfamily member 6B-like
Exons: 4
Coding region: 365-1270 (301 amino acids)
Molecular function (GO): protein binding
Source: RefSeq, a predicted model, not a curated record
AAAUCAGAGCAGCUUUAUUUUAUUUAAAGGCUCUUCGUUGUGGUGGGAGUCCCGUAAGGACAAUGCAGCAUCCCGGAGGAUGGAUAGGUAGUGUUUAUACAGACAUGUAAUUCAUCCCACACCUGUAUGAUGAUAUAAUUUUUUUUUUAAAUGUAGGCUGUGAGAAGUAAUUAAACUGGGGAUAAAUAAAAGCUUUUUAAAAAUACAAAUUACCUGGAAUCAUGCGGUGAUGACGCAUAUCUUUAAGUGUCUAUUGAUUACGGGGGCGUAAUAAAGAGCUUAAAUAGCGAGGAGAGGAAGCUGAAGUCCCAUCCUCCUGACAGAGCUGAAUCCUGCUGCAGCGCGCACAUCCCAGCUGUUUGCAAUGAUGAUGUUAUCGGUCCUCCCAGUGGUGCUGCUCUCACUGCACGCCGCUCAAGUCGACAGCGUGGACAUGACCUUUGUAAGCAGAGACCCCAUCACCGGGUCGCCGGUGAGCUGUGACCGCUGUCCCCCUGGGACAUACCUGCGGUCUCGGUGCUCAUCCGAGAAGAAGAGCGACUGCGCAAAGUGUCCGCAGGGCUCCUUCACUGAGGUGUGGAACCACAUCGGGAGGUGCCUGCGCUGCGGAGUCUGCAGUCACAAUCAGGUGGUGAAGACCCCGUGCACAGCGGACAGAGACUGCCAGUGCCAGUGCAAACCGGGGUACUACUACAAGCCGCAGUACGAUAUGUGCUUCCCACACAGCGCGUGUCCAUCCGGACAAGGAGUGCGGGCAAAAGGUACACCUGAUGAGGACACCGUGUGCCAGACUUGCUCUGACGGCACCUUCUCCGAGGUUUCCUCUGCUCAUCACAACUGCACAGAGCACAAGAGCUGCAGUGGUGCAGGACUGCAGCUGGCACUGAGGGGCUCCUCCUGGCACAACAAUGUGUGUGCAAACUGCGAAGAUCUCAAAGAUGGCGCUGACUACCUCAGAGAAAUCCUCCCAGCUUUUUUUGUGCACCAUAAUAUAAAUAUCAAGCGGCUGCGUCGAAUUGUGCACAAGCUCCCAUCUCAGGAUGCGAAGAGACAGGGAAGAAGCACAGAGCUGAAUUCCUCAGAGCUUCACCAACAGCUCAACGCCUGGAUAGCAUCCGCGACAGCAGAGCAAAUUCGGAAGCUUCCGUCAGUACUGACGAACGCUGGAGCAAGCAGCGCUGGUGAGAGGUUAGACCAAAAGCUGCAAAGAAUCGACAGUCAGCUGAAAACUGAGUGUAGACGGAAUGAGGUGGAGGUGGUUGAUGCGUAAAGUAGGUUGAGAUUAAAAGAAAUCUAUAUGUAUCUUGCGCAGGCACCAAAUAAUUUUUGCAGGACCACUUUUCCUUGUGUAUUGUAUUAAAAUAAUCUUUUUAUUUUAGGAAGUUGCUGCCUUAGUUUAAAUGCACUGAAGACAGGCUUUAGCACUUUUUACCAUAAACAUUGGUUUUAUUUGAACAUUAAGAUUGUUUUUUCAUUGUUUUUUGGACCAAUUAAAAAAAGUAACUUCACUUUAGUUACAAAAUGUUACAUUUUUUAAAUCCUCUGUCAAUGAUGUGAUACUAACAGUACAUUUAUGACAUAUUUGAUACUGUUAGUAUUUACUUGUGUUAGGUAUCACGUUAUCGGUUCCCAGCAAAGUGACAAUGUUGCACCGGGGUUUCUAAACUAACAAGGACUGAAUUUAAAAAUGCCCAUAUUUUUUUCUGGAAGUGAAAACAGAAAUAUCCUCCAGACUUAAUAAAGAAAUGCUGGUAUUAACCUUUACAGAGAAAAAAAUUGACCUACCUCUUCCUUUGUUGCAAUGGUUCUGCUCAUUUCAAGGGUUUUAAAGUUUUAACAAUGUAUAACAGCUUGAUAUGUGAACUUUGUAAUUUAUUUUGCUAUUUAUAAGACUGAGACGAGUAGAAAGACAAGGUGGUAUAGCCUGUUUGCCAUCUUUAUUUUUAUAUGUAAAGAAUGAGUUCAGUUUUUUUUAGCUAUGUUGGCUAUGCUAGUCUACCUGAAGCUUUGUGUAAUGCAAAAUAAAAUUAAUAUAUCAAACAUAAAAA